This is a messenger RNA of Dipodomys ordii (Ord's kangaroo rat), 574 nucleotides long. RefSeq names its product DnaJ (Hsp40) homolog, subfamily C, member 19 (gene Dnajc19). Gene Ontology annotation, cellular component: PAM complex, Tim23 associated import motor. Bases 143 to 493 code for a protein of 116 amino acids. Gene Ontology annotation, biological process: protein import into mitochondrial matrix. The transcript has 6 exons. Lineage: Eukaryota; Metazoa; Chordata; Mammalia; Rodentia; Heteromyidae. The record is from RefSeq and is a predicted model, not a curated record. Gene Ontology annotation, molecular function: ATPase activator activity.
GCUUACGGCCGCCGCUGCCGUAUUCUGCCGGGCUCCUGGGACGGAGACCUAGAGGCCGUCCGGUUGUGCCUGGGGUGAAGGCCAGGACUCUGGGCGGGGAUGAAACACGCUCCCGGUGGAGGCAGGGGAGCCGCGCGGAGCCAUGGCCAGUACAGUGGUAGCAGUUGGGCUGACCAUUGCUGCUGCAGGAUUUGCAGGCCGUUACGUUUUACAAGCCAUGAAGCAUAUGGAGCCUCAAGUAAAACAAGUUUUUCAAAGCCUACCAAAAUCUGCCUUCAGCAGUGGCUAUUACAGAGGUGGAUUUGAACCCAAAAUGACAAAGCGGGAAGCAGCAUUAAUAUUAGGUGUAAGCCCUACUGCCAAUAAAGGAAAGAUAAGAGAUGCUCAUCGACGAAUUAUGCUCUUAAAUCACCCAGACAAAGGAGGAUCGCCUUACAUAGCAGCCAAAAUAAAUGAAGCUAAAGAUUUACUAGAAGGUCAAGCUAAAAAAUGAAAUAACUGUAUGAUGAAUUUUAAGUUCAUAUAAAUAAAUGAGUACCAACUUUUUAUAAUAAAAUGCCUCAAAUAAAGUUUU